This is a messenger RNA of Pyrenophora tritici-repentis Pt-1C-BFP, 1968 nucleotides long. RefSeq names its product NPL4, Nuclear pore protein. The record is from RefSeq and is a predicted model, not a curated record. Gene Ontology annotation, biological process: ubiquitin-dependent protein catabolic process. Gene Ontology annotation, cellular component: nucleus. NCBI's taxonomy places the organism in Eukaryota, Fungi, Ascomycota, Dothideomycetes, Pleosporales, Pleosporaceae. Gene Ontology annotation, molecular function: ubiquitin binding; ubiquitin protein ligase binding.
AUGAUACUGAGGUUCGUGAGCAAAGAAGGCCAAUUCAGGUUGACGGUACAGCCAGAGGAUACCUUUACAGAUAUUCUGCCCCAGAUCGCCGAGAAACUACCAAAAAAUGUCGACAUUCAGAGCAUUAGCAUCAGCAAUCGGCCCCAAGGUGGCGAUGCUAGAAGGCUCGCUGACCUGAAGGGCGUGAGCUUCAAGCAAGUUGGAUUAUCAAAUGGCGCGCAACUCUUCCUCACCUUCGAGGAGCAAUCCGCCGCAUCCAACGGCCAAAGUUCAUCCUCUGCAGGUGCUUCGCGAUUAAAUGGCAAGCCCGUCGCAGCCACUGAAAUGCCCUCUGUGCCCCUCGGUUCCCCCACUCAAGUCAUAAAGAACCCAUGGGAGGUGGUCAGGCAGUCACCCCUCGACGACAGACUGGAUAGGCAGGAUGGAAAGAUCCCCAGGAAGCGCGACGCUCGCAUGUGCUCACACGGACCAAAGGGCAUGUGCGACUACUGCAUGCCGCUGGAGCCAUACUCGCCCGCAUACCUCGCCGAGAAGAAGAUCAAGCACCUCUCCUUCCACUCCUACCUACGAAAGGUCAAUUCUGCGAAGAAUCGACCAGAGCUCGGAAGCUCGUACAUGCCACCACUGACAGAACCCUAUUACCGCGUAAAACCUGACUGUCCAUCGGGACACAAGCCGUUUCCAGAGGGCAUUUGUACCAAGUGCAUGCCCAGCGCCAUUUCGCUCAAGCCGCAAGAAUACCGCAUGGUGGACCACGUCGAAUUUGCUUCUAUACAAGUCGUCGACGAUCUUAUCAACUUUUGGAGGCAAACGGGCUGCCAGCGACUGGGCUUCUUGUACGGCAGGUACGAGGAGUAUACUGAGGUGCCACUCGGAACAAAGGCUGUGGUCGAAACCAUCUACGAGCCACCGCAAGUCAACGAGGCCGACGGCAUAUCAUUGGGAGAAUGGGACAACGAAAAGGAGAUUGAUGAAAUUGCUGCGCAGUGCGGUCUACAGCGGGUUGGUGUCAUCUUUACAGAUCUACUAGAUACCAACAACGGCGACGGCUCUGUCAUCUGUAAGCGACACAUGGACUCGUACUACCUGGCCUCCCUUGAGGUUUGCUUCGCAGCACGGUACCAGGCAAAGUAUCCCCGUCCUUCCAAGUGGAGCGAUACCGGACGACACGGAUCUAACUUUGUUACCUGUGUCAUCAGCGGCGACGACAAAGGCCAGAUUGGUAUCUCGUCCUACCAAGUCUCCAACGACGCCGUCGAGAUGGUGCGCGCCGAUAUUAUUGAGCCUUCGGCAGAGCCAUCGGUCAUGCUAGUUCAAUCGGAAGAGGAUGACGAAGCCCUGGGCCGAGCGCGGUACAUCCCCGAAGUUUUCUACCGAAGGAUCAACGAACAUGGCGCAAACGUACAAGAGGUUGCUAAACCUGCUUUUCCAGUUGAAUACCUUCUCCUUACUCUCACGCACGGUUUCCCUACUCAGCCCAACCCGCUCUUCACUGGCGGAAAAUUCCCAAUUGAAAACCGCGAGGCUAUGGGCGAAGUGCCAGAGGUCUCGCAUCUCAGCAAAGUUCUCAACGCAAAGGCAAAUGGAUUGGCCCUCAACACAACCAGUGAUCUCAACGCAAUCUCCAACUUUCACAUGCUAUGCUUCAUACACAAUCUAGGGGUUCUAUCAAAGGACGAAGAGACACUCCUAUUCAAAGUCGCAUCAUCGCACGACACCUCAGAAGGCUCAGCGCUCCAACAUACCGGAGGCUGGGCAACCCUUUUGACGAUUCUCAGAGAAACUGGUGAGCGCCCCCCUAAACGUUCUUUACCAUCCUCGACUUUCUCCGCGUCAGCCAGUAGGGGGGCUGCACCUCUCCCUGUCGAGCAUACCCCUGGUACGACGCGGCAGACCUCUUAUGGCUCAGAUUCCGAUUCAGUACAAUUGGCUAAGAGAGUUAAGGGGGUUAGGCUGAAUGGAAAGUAG